Messenger RNA from Culicoides brevitarsis, 1216 nucleotides. Its product is annotated as mitochondrial tRNA-specific 2-thiouridylase 1. The record is from RefSeq and is a predicted model, not a curated record. The transcript has a single exon. Gene Ontology annotation, molecular function: sulfurtransferase activity. Gene Ontology annotation, cellular component: mitochondrion. Bases 53 to 1210 code for a protein of 385 amino acids. Gene Ontology annotation, biological process: tRNA wobble position uridine thiolation. NCBI's taxonomy places the organism in Eukaryota, Metazoa, Arthropoda, Insecta, Diptera, Ceratopogonidae.
AGUCAAUUUUCUUGCUCAAAAAUUAAGAAAAAACCUUCAAACGCCGUGAAAAAUGAUUCGCAAGGUAAUUCUUGGGAUCAGCGGAGGCGUCGACAGUGCUGUCUCAGCGUAUUUACUCAAAUCCAAGGGAUUUCAAGUGCAGGCAGUUUUCCUCAAGAACUGGAACGAAAUUGACGAAACCGGAAAAUGUUCGGGAGAAGCAGAUUUCGCGGAUGCUGAAUACGUUUGUGACUACUUGGGCAUCCCGUUGCAUCAAAUGAACUUCGAGAAGCAUUAUUGGAAUCAAGUUUUCGAGAAUUUCUUAAACGAUUAUUCGGAAGGAUUAACUCCGAAUCCCGACAUUCUUUGCAACAAAAACAUCAAAUUCAAUCUUUUCUUCAAACAAGCCGUCGAAAAAUUUCGCGGAGAUGCUUUUGCGACGGGACAUUACGCGAGAACGAGUUUCGGGAGUUUUUUGGAGAAAUUUGAACCGAACAAAAAAGUCAAAUUACUUCAAGCUGUCGACAGUUUUAAAGAUCAAACUUUUUUCCUGUCACAAAUCAGUCAAGAAGCUCUGCGAAGAACAAUGUUUCCCGUUGGCAACCUCCAAAAGUCACAAGUGAAAGAAAUUGCUUCACAACUCGGCUGGAAACGAAUUCUCGAGAAAAGGGAAAGUGUCGGCGUUUGUUUCGUGGGACGACGAAAUUUUCAAGACUUUAUUGCGGAGUACAUUGACGAUCAACCCGGCAAUUUUGUGGAUUUUGAUACGGGAGUAACGGUUGGCACGCAUCGCGGCAUUCAUCAUUGGACUUUGGGGCAAGGUUGUAACUUGGGCGGGUUUAAAAAACCCUAUUUUGUACAUUCGAAAGACAAAUUGACGAACAGAAUUUACGUCGUCGCAGGAACAGAUCAUAAAACGUUGAAAGCUGACACAAUUUUCACCUCAGAAGCAAUUUGGAUCAACAAACCAGAGUUCAGGGGAAAUAUUUUUAAAUGUAAAUUCAGGUUUCAACACACAAAACCCCUCACGAAUUGCAUAAUUUAUCAACUUUCCGAUGGAAAAUUGUUUGUGAAGCUCGAAAAGGCUUUGAGGGCCAUCACGCCAGGACAAUAUGCUGUAUUUUAUACGGAUGAUGAGUGUUUGGGAAGUGCCCGAAUAAGGAGACCCCUUCAAAUGUUCAGGCAAGAAGAAGUUUUAGAAAAUGACGAAAUGAAACGUGAAAGUAGUUGACAUUAA